This is a messenger RNA of Paramecium sonneborni, 265 nucleotides long. Lineage: Eukaryota; Ciliophora; Oligohymenophorea; Peniculida; Parameciidae. The record is from the annotation of a GenBank genome assembly.
AUGCAUAACAGCACAAGAGCUAUCUAAAUUGCUAUUGAGUAUUUAAAUUAUUCAUUUUAGAUGGCAAAUCUAUUUCUUAUUUUAUUUUUUUGUUUAUGCAAUAAAAUUAAAUAAACCUCCACCUUAAAUAUACUCUUUGAAAAUUAAUUUGGCUUAUUAUUAUCAAGUUUUAACAUUCCAUCAUCUAAUUGACUAAUCAACACUACCAGAUGCUAAAGUAGUUCAAUCUAAUGAGAAGCAUACUCAUUAUACCCAUUCACUAUGA